AUGGAAGUGGUGCUCACAGACCUGCAACGCAAGCACAAGGACGAACUAACUGGGGACUUGCGAUCGGCGGUGGACCCCAUCCUGGACACUCUUGAGGACUUGGAGGACGAAAGUCUUGAUCCUCGCGGCGACGUUCGGCAUUACAUCGUCGGGGACGAACUCUGUGCAGUCUACAAGCGCAUCGAGGCGCACUGGGGGGAGACCUGCGAGCAGAUCUGCCGGGACAUGAACUGCAGGUACGCGCAGUUCGUGGCUGACUGCCGGAACUGCCUCAAGGCUGAGGCGGCCGAAUCCGAGCGCAAGCAACUGCGGCGUGACAUGACCGAGGCUCGAUGCCACCUCAUCUCUCAGAUGGAGGACGACUUCCGUGACGCCUGCGACGGCUUCAACGAUUGGCGCGCGCGCUAUCUGCAGCACGAGCUCCGGCGCUCGUACGUGGCGUUGCACGACGGCGACCACUUCUCGGUGCUGGCGUCGCUGCUGCGCUACGAGAUCCUGGAGUGCUUGCCGGACCUCGAGAGGCGCACGGAGGAACGCGCUGCCGAGUUGUGGAAAGAGCUGGUCGACCACCGUUGGCGCGACGUCGACGGCUUCUUCGACGACACCGUUUAGGUGUGCCGCGAAUAUAUUGUCCGUCGCACCCAUUCGGCUUGAGUUUCAUUCUAUGCGCGUUUAACAUCGUUGCGAAAUGUCUGGGGUAAUCACGCAACGCCUAUACAUUAUCUAUCUUGAUUUCCUGUAAGUAAAGGCGAC
Messenger RNA from Dermacentor silvarum, 753 nucleotides. RefSeq lists its product as uncharacterized. The record is from RefSeq and is a predicted model, not a curated record. Lineage: Eukaryota; Metazoa; Arthropoda; Arachnida; Ixodida; Ixodidae. The coding region runs from base 1 to 612 and encodes 203 amino acids. The transcript has 3 exons.